This is a messenger RNA of Leucoraja erinaceus (little skate), 1680 nucleotides long. RefSeq names its product Ras association domain family member 4a (gene rassf4a). Gene Ontology annotation, biological process: signal transduction. The record is from RefSeq and is a predicted model, not a curated record. Lineage: Eukaryota; Metazoa; Chordata; Chondrichthyes; Rajiformes; Rajidae. The transcript has 13 exons. Bases 237 to 1388 code for a protein of 383 amino acids.
CGUGUGGUUGGGACCCCCGUCAGACAGGCAGUGCUGGGGCGGGGAUGGAUGGAUGGGGUGGGUUGGGGCCGGCGAGGAGCGGCGCGGUGGCGGUGAUGAUUGGCUAACACGAAACAUAACUUCAAUCAAGUCAAACUUGAGCACAUAGACAGAGCAAAAGGAACAGAGUGCAGAAUGGACUUCUAGAUUUACAGACAGGUGGAUUGUUGCGAGUGGGUGGUUUGUGAAGUCGAGAGAUGGAUGGACAUCAGAAUGCCGUGCUUGUUAAAAUCAGUGAAGACAAACGUAUUUCAAAGUCUGAACUGCUAAUCAUCAAAGGACUACCUGGCAUUGGGUCUUACAGCAACCCGAUAGUGCGAUCGCUUGAAACACUAUACCUCGACAUUGAGUUCCGCUACAGGUUUGUACCAGGGUUCACAGAGCAUGGUGCAACACAGUCCGUGUACCAGCUUCACAGGAUGGUGCCACAACACAGGCUUGACCUAACCAGCGUGAACAGGUGGUGCACAGCACAGUGCUCCGAUGAUGCAGAGCUGAUCAUCGAGGGGCUGCUCAACAUUUCCUGGGGCCUCAGGAGACCAAUACGCCUCCAGAUGCAGGAUGAUAAUGAACGCAUACACUUCUCAGCAUCCAAACUCCUCCGACUGGAACAAGAGACCAACUCUCACAGGAAAGGAACGAUGUCACGGAUGUUGACAAAUACCUAUUUAUCGGAAGUUGACUACGAGUCGACCAAUAGAGGUGAACUUCCACAAGACGUGGACACUCACGGCACCUCAGUGUCAACCAGCACCACUUGUGAUGAUGAAGUCCCCCAGCUGAUGCGAACGAUGAGCGAUGCCAGUUGUUUGAUUCAGCGCAGAAGCAAGAACCACACGGCGGGAGAUAGCCAGCGCAUCAGACGUCAUCGUUUCUCCAUCAACGGUCACUUCUACAAUCACAAGACGUCAGUGUUCACACCGGCGUACGGCUCAGUCACUAACGUGCGAGUGAGCAGCAACAUGAACACUGCGCAAGUACUAACCCUGUUGCUCAACAAGUUCAUGGUGGAGAAUGUUCCAGAUGAAUUUGCACUCUACGUUGUCCAUGAAAGUGGAGAGAGAACAAAGCUAAAAGAUUCAGAAUACCCACUGAUAUCACGAAUCUUGCACGGGCCCUGUGAGAAAAUAGCCCGGAUAUUCUUGAUGGAGAAAGAUCUCGGGGAAGAGGUCACGUAUGAUGUGGCCCAGUACAUUAAGUUUGAAAUGCCAGUCCUCGACAGCUUUGUGGAGAAACUGAAGGAAGAGGAAGAGAGGGAAAUUAACAAACUUACAGUCAAGUACAGUGCACUGAGGUCCAUGAUACACCAGCAACUGGAAGAUAUCACAGAUGCAGAAGACUGCAUCUGAACAAACUCUAUGUUUUAACACUGGAACUAGUUUGCUGGAGUUCUCAACAAUAAACUUCACUGGAUAAAUGUUCAAUUUGUUUAAAAUGAUUGUGCCCUUUUAAUGUAACUUUUGUCAAAAUGUGACCUCUUUGGUGUUGCAAUGAGAACCCCUUUUCUAGUAAAUGUUCUUUGAAUUAGCAUUUAAUAAUGCGUUACUCUUCAGAAAACUUUUAUACGUUUAUACUUUAAGCUUUACUUAAUUUACUAGAAAUAUUUUUUAAUGUAUUAAAUUGAAACUUGACCAAAGUAAA